UCGCGGGGCAGAGCGCCUGCGCACGGAGGACUUUGGCGGGUUUUUUUUAAUUCUUCUUCCUAAUUCUUGCUCGGUGUGUUUCGGUGCCGGUGCCGGUGCCGGGCGGGAGGGAUGGGGCCUGGGGGCGCCGGCUCCGUGUCGGCCGAGCGCCUGGCCGCCGAACUGCAGAUGUUCGGCCUGGACUGCGAGGAGGCGGCCUACGAGAAGCUGAUGGAGCUGUGUCCCCUGUACCGGCAGACCGAGGACCAGCUAGUGGCCGAGCUGGUGGCCUUCAGCAGCAACACCGGCAGAGUUUAUCUCACCUUGGAGAACCUCAACUCCUUUGAAAAUGAGUUUCUGAUCAAAAGGACAGCCAAGGCUCGGCACAGCGCCCCCAAGAAGGACAGCGGCCCCCCGGGAGUCUGGGACAUCGUGUCCAUUCAAGAGCUGAUUGAUGUUGAAGCCAAAGAGGAGACCCUCCUGAACUCGUACGCAACGCCCUCCAAGGGUUCCCAGAAGCGCAGCGUCAGCACCCCGGAGACCCCCCAGUCCAAGCGGAAUGUGUCAGCAGCUCGAAGUCCCCACCUGCUCUUCUCUCCGUCCAGCUUCUCACCGAGCGCCACGCCCUCGCAGAAGUACAGCUCCCGAAGCAGCCGAGGGGAGGUGGUGGCCUCCUUUGGCUCCACGCAGGGGAUGUCGUGGUCCGGGAAAGGAGGCAGCGGCUCCCUCAGCGUGAAGGUCUUGGACGCCGCCAGAGCCCUCACUGGGAACUACAAGUCCAUGUUCCAGAAGCUCACAGACAUCCGAGAAGUUCUCACCUGCAGGAUUGAGGAACUCGGCUGGGAACUGAAGGAGCUUCACAAGAUUGAGGCCUUUAGCCCCAUUUCAGUGCCGGCCCAGGAGCCGAUCACUUUGCUGGGACAGAUUGGUUGUGACAGUAAUGGGAAACUGAACUCCAAGUCGGUGAUUCUGGAAGGAGACCGGGAGCACUCCCUGGGGAUACAGAUCCCGGUGGAUCUCUCGGAGCUCAAGGAAUAUUCUCUGUUUCCUGGCCAGAUCGUCGUCAUGGAGGGAACCAACACAACAGGGAAGAAGUUCAUUGCCACCAAACUCUAUGAGGGAGCGCCUCUUCCUUUCUACCAGCCCACAGAAGAGGAUGGGGACUUGGACCAGCGGAUGCUCCUGGUGGCCUGCGGGCCUUACACCACGUCUGACAGCAUCACCUACGACCCCAUGAUUGACCUGAUCAGUGUCAUCAGCAGAGACCAGCCGGACGUGUGCAUCCUGCUGGGACCUUUCCUGGAUGCUAAGCACGAACAAGUUGAGAACUGUCAGCUGACCACCUCGUUUGAGGACGUGUUCAAACAUUGUCUGAGGAUGAUCAUCGAAGGGACGAGAAGCUCAGGCACCCACCUGGUGUUUGUGCCGUCCCUGCGAGACGUGAACCAUCGGCCCGUGUACCCCCAGCCACCCUUCAGCAGCUUGGAGCUCCUCAAGGAGGACAAAGAGCGCGUGCACUUUGUGUCUGACCCCUGCAUCCUCUCCAUAAACGGAGUGAUUUUGGGCUUGACCUCGACAGACCUGCUGUUUCACAUGGGAGCCGAGGAAAUCAGCAGCUCGUCCAGCACCUCGGACAGGUUCAGCCGGAUCCUCAAGCACGUCCUGACCCAGAGGAGCUUCUACCCCCUCUACCCGCCCUUCGAAGAGAUGAGCAUCGACUAUGAACAUUUCUACUCCUACGCGCAGCUUCCCGUCACGCCGGACGUGCUCAUCGCGCCCUCAGAGCUGAGAUACUUUGUGAAGGACGUCUUGGGCUGCGUCUGCAUGAACCCCGGGCGCCUCACCAAGGGGCAGGUGGGGGGCACCUUUGGGCGCCUGUACAUCAGCAGGCAGCUUGCCGACGGUGAGAGGAAGAGUCCGUGCACGGCGGCCCAGGUGGUCAAGAUCUGAUGCCCUCCUCGGGCCUGGAGUGACCUGCCCUUCUGGCCUGAGCUGCUGGACCCCUCCCUCAGGAGGAAGCAGCCCCACCCCCCGCCAGGUCCGCGUGGUUCGCACUCAGCCCCGAGUGUGGACGUCGCUCACUCGAUUCUGGGGAGGGAAGGGAACGUUUGCUACAUGGAAUAAAAACAAGACUGUGGAAAAAUUAAA
Molecule: messenger RNA, 2127 nt
Organism: Antechinus flavipes (yellow-footed antechinus)
Lineage: Eukaryota; Metazoa; Chordata; Mammalia; Dasyuromorphia; Dasyuridae
Gene: POLA2
Product: DNA polymerase alpha 2, accessory subunit
Exons: 18
Coding region: 112-1929 (605 amino acids)
Biological process (GO): DNA replication; DNA replication initiation
Cellular component (GO): alpha DNA polymerase:primase complex
Molecular function (GO): DNA binding
Source: RefSeq, a predicted model, not a curated record